Molecule: messenger RNA, 365 nt
Organism: Drosophila obscura
Lineage: Eukaryota; Metazoa; Arthropoda; Insecta; Diptera; Drosophilidae
Exons: 1
Coding region: 52-288 (78 amino acids)
Source: RefSeq, a predicted model, not a curated record
UGAAGAUCAGUCACUUGCACACAAUCCACCGAGUGUCAACGGCGCCUCAAGAUGAGAGAAACCAACACAUUUAAAUUGGCAAUUUGUGCAUCUUUGCUUUUCAUGCUGAUCUGUGGUCCAGCAAGCAUCACUGCGGAGGAAACAAAUCCCCCAACUCUAUGGUCGCAAAUCGUGGCCCGAGUGAAGAGCUAUCCGUGGCAUUCUGAUAAACCGGAGAGGGAGACACCUGAAGAAAUGCACAACAGAAGCAUCAUGUGGCAAAGGCUUACAAUGUCCACAGUAUUGUAAAACAAUUUUCUUGUAUUUGUAGAAGAUACGAGUCUGUCAAAGAUAUUUAUCUUAAUAAAACUGGAAGCCAGAUUCAA